AUGGAAAAGUCGAAAAACUUCCGGAUCGACGCCCUGCUGGCUGAAGAGCCUCCCCGGGCGGUACCGAGCUCCUCUCCUCCGGUCCUGAGCCCCAGUUCGGUGCCUGAGAGUUCCGCGGGGAGCCCCGGCUCCUGUAUCCGCACCGAGACGCCUUCUCCCCGGGGGAAAGGGGCCGGUUUACCGCUGGCCAGCAGCAGCAGCAGCAUCAUCCCCAAACCGGGUUUGCUGAACCUGCAGCCCCCGGGGCUGGGCUCCCUGUCCCACGCUGCUAUGUACGGUCACCCGGUGUACACUUACCCGGGGCUGGGAGCGCAGCACCCGGCGCUGACUUACGGCGCCUUCCCGCAGUUACCGCACCCGCAUCCCGAGCAACUGAAAGCGGCUGCGGCGGCUGCGGCUGCUGGAUCGUUCCAGUUAGAUCACUGGCUCCGGGCUCAAGCUGCAGGAAUGAUCAUACCGAGACUACCCGACUACAGCACUCAGUCUCAGCCAGGACUGAUGGGGAAAUGCCGCCGGCCUCGGACUGCAUUCACCAGUCAACAACUCCUGGAGCUGGAGAAUCAAUUCAAACUCAACAAAUACCUGUCUCGGCCAAAACGCUUCGAGGUGGCCACAUCCCUCAUGUUGACCGAAACCCAGGUGAAGAUUUGGUUCCAGAACCGAAGGAUGAAGUGGAAAAGGAGUCGGAAAGCCAAGGAGCAGGCAGCGCAGGAGGCAGAGAAGCAGCGAGCUGGGAAAUACUUAGACAAGGCAGCGGGGAGUGAGAGCAGGUCGGAGUCAGAGAGUGUGGAUUUCAACAGCCACAGCACAAAGUUCCUGCAGUGUAGCACAGAAUUAGGCUACUCUUCCAACAGCUCUUGCUCAGAAGACGAAGUAUCUCGGAAGGAGGUGCAAAUCGCGUCAACUUUGUGAACCGAGUUGGGUGCAAACUUGGUGCAACUCCCCAAACUUUGUUCCUUUUCCCCCCGGUCUCAAAAAAAAAGUUGCAACACUGGGCCUUAGUGACUGCCCUGUUCAUCUCUUUCACUCCCUCUCUCCCUCGGUCCUGGUCCUGCAAACAUACUGGGAUUAGUUUUUAAUUUAGUGAAGAGGAAGAGGCCAAAGACUUCCAAGAUGUCUUCAAACACAAAGAAACUGAACAAACAAAAUGUUGAAGCAGCACCUGAUUAGCUGGGCACUUGAAGAUUAUAUUGUACUGAAUCAGUUAAUUUAAUUUAUUUUUUAUUUUUGUCAUAUUUAAUGUGAAUUAUUCUUUAUAUUAUAUUUUGGAAAGAAAUCUCUGGCUCCACUAAAGGUUGCUGUUUUGAAAGUUCGAAGGGACAAAAACCAGGAGUGCUAAAUAAAACAAAACUGGGACACUUAGAAAGCGGUGGAAGAUCUUGAAAAAAGGGGAGAAACAGGACAAUUUCAAAGACAUUGUCAUAUGUUUUUCUUAAUUUAUUCAAAUACUGUGAACUUUAAUGUUAAUUGGCCCAGUACAUUUCUCUACUUCUGUUUUACAUUAUCCUGCAUCCAGAAGAAAAAAAAGUGCUGGCAGAUAUUAUAGAGUAAAAAACAUGGGUGUGUGUCUGUGUGCGUGUGUGCACCAUCGCAAGUGUGUCUACACGCAGGAGUGUACAAUGUGUGUACAUGCACAUGCAUGUACAUCUGUGUGUGUGUGAGUGUGUAAGGAUCUGUGUUUCUCUUUUAGCAGCUGCACUAGGGUAAGGGUAUCAGCGAUUCGGAGCUCUUAACAGUAAAAUAAAAGUCUCCUUCAUGAUUUGAUCUGAACCAGCCACAGUCCCUCUGUGGAAUGGCAAA
Molecule: messenger RNA, 1800 nt
Organism: Hemiscyllium ocellatum (epaulette shark)
Lineage: Eukaryota; Metazoa; Chordata; Chondrichthyes; Orectolobiformes; Hemiscylliidae
Gene: mnx2b
Product: motor neuron and pancreas homeobox 2b
Exons: 3
Coding region: 1-912 (303 amino acids)
Biological process (GO): regulation of DNA-templated transcription; spinal cord motor neuron cell fate specification; neuron projection morphogenesis
Cellular component (GO): nucleus
Molecular function (GO): DNA-binding transcription factor activity, RNA polymerase II-specific; sequence-specific double-stranded DNA binding
Source: RefSeq, a predicted model, not a curated record